CCGCGCAAGGGGACCUCUUCAGUUAACGCAGCGCAAUAUUUAGGCAGUAUCGAAACUGAGACGCAAAACACCACUGCGUUUUUCCGUUACCCGGUCGCAUUCGUCCUCCCUUCCGUCACGCCAUUAACAAGCCCAAGGCGAACCCAUGUCGAUAACUCGGCCGAGUCCGAAUCAGGAAGAAGGAGCCCAACACUUUGAGACCCAUCAUCGGAGAAUUUUAAUAAAAAACCAGCAUGGAGAGAAGCUUGUGGGAAUAUUACAUGACACAGAUCAAAAGGAGCUGGUUAUAUUGUGCCAUGGAUUUCAAUCCUUGAAGGAACGCAUUCCCAUGGUGAACCUUGCUGCUGCUCUAGAAAAUGAAGGAACCAGUGCCUUCCGUUUUGACUUUGCUGGCAAUGGGGAAAGUGAAGGUUCCUUCCAGUAUGGUAACUACCGUAGAGAAGCUGAUGAUUUACGAGCAGUAAUCCAACACUUCCAAAGGAAGAAAUAUGUAAUAACUGCAAUUGUUGGGCACAGUAAAGGGGGCAAUGUGGUGCUCUUGUAUGCUUCAAUGUUUAAUGAUGUUUCGAUAAUUGUCAAUAUUUCUGGCCGUUUUGAUCUUGAGAGAGGCAUUGAAGGCCGCUUGGGUAAAGACUAUUUACAAAGAAUCAAGAAAAAUGGAUUUAUUGAUGUUAGGAAUAAAAGAGGGAUUUUUGAGUAUCGUGUGACUGAAGAAAGUUUGAUGGACCGUCUGAGUACAGAUACUCGUGCAGCCUGCCUUAUGAUUCAACAAAACUGCAGGGUAUUGACAAUCCAUGGAUCCAAGGAUAAAAUUGUACCGGUAGAGGAUGCCGUGGAGUUUGCCAAGUUCAUACCUAAUCAUAAACUACACAUUAUACAAGGAGCCGAUCAUGAAUACACUUCACAUCAAGAUGAGUUGGCUGCAGUUGUGCUUGAUUUUAUCAGAGAACAUUUUCAUCGGGACAGAGAUACAUCCGUGCGAUCACCGUCACCCGCAAAACUUGACAGAUCGGUUAAUUCUCGAUUGUGAUACAUUUUCAUUAAUAUAAUGAAAAUACAGAACUUCAGGACAAUACAAGGGAUUGGUGGUUGAAAUACAUUGGGAGAAUGCCUGUGUAUAAGUAAGGAUUACCCUACGUUGUGUGCAGGGUUUCUUACUUGGCCACUCAUCUGGAAUUGGAAGUUGUUGAAUUCGGUCUUAAAAUUGUAUUAUAAGAAGUGUGAUUCAUUAAAACAA
This is a messenger RNA of Juglans regia (Persian walnut), 1237 nucleotides long. RefSeq lists its product as uncharacterized. The record is from RefSeq and is a predicted model, not a curated record. NCBI's taxonomy places the organism in Eukaryota, Viridiplantae, Streptophyta, Magnoliopsida, Fagales, Juglandaceae. The transcript has 7 exons. The coding region runs from base 146 to 1030 and encodes 294 amino acids.